GCUUUCUUUCUUCUUUCACCCUAACCAACUCAUUGACAAUGUCCGGACGUGGCAAGGGCGGCAAGGGCCUGGGCAAGGGCGGUGCCAAGCGCCACCGCAAGGUGCUUCGCGACAACAUCCAGGGCAUCACCAAGCCCGCUAUCCGCCGUCUGGCUCGCCGUGGCGGUGUGAAGCGUAUCAGCGGCCUGAUCUACGAGGAGACCCGCACGGUGCUGAAGACCUUCCUGGAGAACGUCAUCCGCGACUCGGUCACCUACACCGAGCACGCUCGCCGCAAGACCGUGACGGCCAUGGACGUGGUGUACGCCCUGAAGCGCCAGGGCCGCACCCUGUACGGCUUCGGUGGUUAAGCGAUUACCUUGGCGGCAGGUGUGGGAGCAACGUACCCACCGUGUCGUGCCCACAGUCGUGUCCCUUCCACCUGGCUGUCUACCUCUUCAUCCAAAACUCGGUGUUUCUCAACACCACCCUGAUAUGUGUUGCCUCUUUCUAGCGGGGUCAUAUGAGGGGACAUCAGAGCAAACGAAGGGCGAUACUUGACAUGUACGGAGUUGCGUGGAGCACGUGGGACUGUGGGAGAGUUGCUUGCGCGCAAUGCCUGUGCGUGCCCGGUCAUUACCGUCUGGUAGCCGUGGUCGCCUGCCUGCUUGUGGCCUGUUCAUGGAGGCUGCAGACCAGAGGAGGGGGUCUUUCCUGCUGCAGACUGUGUGAGCUCAAUGGUUAGGUCGUCUUAUUGGCGGUAUGUAGCUUGGGGAUGCGUUCUCUGCCAUAUGCAGGUUGAGCGGCGAGGUGGUGCUCAGCUAGCAUGCCGGCACGCACCAUUCCUGGCUCAGCUAACUUGCCUUCACUAACUCUGCCAACCCUUGCAACUUGCAAGUAGCCCCAUGAGCCCUGGUGUCGUCCGGACCCGUCCGGACCCUUACAGCUGAAACUUGGUCCUGCCCUGUCUGCCAGGUGAUGGCCCAUAGGGUUUGCUUGCGUGGUUUGCUUGGUACGGGAGGAAUGGAGCGUCCUAUCGGAUCAAGCCUACUUGACCUAGAGUAGGCCGACGGCGAUGCAGGCGGCACGCCUCUGGGUUCCAAAGCACGGUGAUCGCACUGCACGCCCCUGGCUCGUGGACUGCGUCAGCCUUUCCCUGUAACCCCUGCCUGUA
Chlamydomonas reinhardtii is the source of this 1153-nucleotide messenger RNA. RefSeq lists its product as uncharacterized. Gene Ontology annotation, molecular function: protein heterodimerization activity; DNA binding; structural constituent of chromatin. Lineage: Eukaryota; Viridiplantae; Chlorophyta; Chlorophyceae; Chlamydomonadales; Chlamydomonadaceae. Gene Ontology annotation, cellular component: nucleosome. The transcript has a single exon. Gene Ontology annotation, biological process: nucleosome assembly. Bases 39 to 350 code for a protein of 103 amino acids. The record is from RefSeq and is a predicted model, not a curated record.